Molecule: messenger RNA, 2088 nt
Organism: Physella acuta
Lineage: Eukaryota; Metazoa; Mollusca; Gastropoda; Physidae
Product: ankyrin repeat domain-containing protein 50-like
Molecular function (GO): protein binding
Source: RefSeq, a predicted model, not a curated record
CUACAAAACGGAGCUAAUGUUGAUUCUAGCACUGAAGGUGGUUGUUCAGCUUUAAUAAUGGCAUCAUGUCUAGGCUAUGAUAAAAUAGUAGAAGUUCUUCUAAAGAACCGUGCUAAUAUAAAAUUACAAAAUUCUGAUGGAUGUACAGCAUUGUUUAUCGCCAUUGAACAAGGUCACGUGGGUACAACUCACCUUCUGAUAGAGCGAGGCGCCAGUGUGUUUCACUUAACCGCCAACAACGACACGACGUUAAUGACAGCAUGUCGGGCUGGUAAACUCGACAUCGUGACACUUCUGCUGGACAAAAAUUUUAACGUCAAUUUGAGAAACAAGCAAGAGAUGACUGCAUUGCUUGUAGCUGCUUACGGUGGACACACAGAUGUAAUGGAAACUCUUUUGAAACAUGGCGCCAACCCUAACUACAGCACUAGUUUCUUUGUAUCUGCGUCCAGAAUAGCCAUAGGUAAAGGCGAUACUAAAAUGUUGAAAGUAUUGAUUGAUGGUGGACUUAACAUGAACGCGGUUGAUAGCUUUGGGUGCAAUAUUUUGCAUAGCUGCAUAUUACAGUUUUUGCACGAAACAACUUACUUUGAAUUGGGUUUUCUACUUUUUAGCGAAGAAAAAGAAUAUGAUGAAAUUAAAAAACUUUUUGACAAAUUGCUUAAUUUACCGAACGCUAAGUCAAAUUUGAAGUCUUCAGAAUACACAAGCAAAGUCUACACCUUAGUCUCUACAAUUGCUAUUAAGCUCAAGAAACUAACAAAAAAAUACCAUAACGAUACAAAAGUAAAUAUCAUUGAACGCUGGAUAAACAAAUCAGAUAAUAUGUACUUCUUGAACUUUAAAGAGGAGGCUCGCAAAGUACCAAAGAAAGAUCCAAGCCUUGUUCAAUUUUUAAUUAUUAACAAUGCAAAUGUUAAUUUAAUGGACAAAUCAGGAUUAACGCCCUUGAUGAUGACGUGUAUGAUAAACGACAGUGCCGUGGCUAAAGUUUUACUGAACAAUAACGCAGAUCCUAACCAAGUAACACACACUGGGUAUACUCCGCUAGUUUUAGCUUCUUUGUUUGGCAACACUGAAACCAUCCAUCUGCUCAUCUCCUACGGCGCUGAAGUCAAUUUCAUCCACAAGAAAAUGCACGGGACUGCCCUAUUUGCUGCUGCAUUCUCAGGCGAAACCGACGCUGUUAAUGUUUUGAUUGGCUACGGCGCAUGUGUCAACUUGUCGUCCACCAAUAGACAAACGCCUCUCAUUGUUGCUUCAUCGAAAGGACAUUUAGAUAUAGUAAAUAUUUUACUGCAGAACAAUGCGAAUAUCAACGCUCAAGACAAAGAAGGUGCUAGUUCUCUAAUAAAAGCGUGCGAGGCAGGUCAUAGAACUAUGGUAGAAAAACUUCUGGAAAGUGGUGCGAACGUCAACAUUUGUAAAACUGGAAAUGAAAGCGCGCUAAUUACUGCCACACGGUGUGGAGACGCCGGUAUUGUAAAGGCUCUCUUAGAUCACGGCGCAGAUAUUCACUGUGUUACUGAUAAUGGGGAAAAUUCUUUACUGAUUGCCUUACAACGUGGAGAUGUAGAUUCUAGCAGUCUGCUCAUAGAGCGUGGGGCUAAAAUAGACACAGUAUUAUUGCAUGCAAUGUUCUGCUAUCUACAAUACGCUAGUCAAGAACUUACUGUUUUAGAAAAUACGCAUACAAAACUGGAUGUUGAACCGUUUCGUCUACAAACUUCCGGUUUUACGACAUUGCUUGCGGCAGUGAUGUUACGUAUUCCAGAUUGUCAUGAAAUACUUAGCAAGAAUAAAACAGAUUCUGAUCAAUCAAGUUUUAAAAGUAUUGAAUGUGACGGAAACGUACUUUCAAUACACGAUGCAGAUUGCAUUUAUGACGUAAUCACUAGUUCGGAUGUUGAGACGUUCUUGAAAGUGUUUGAGUUUCUGAACAAAAUAAUGAAUGUUGCGACUGGUAUAAACAAAGACGACGUGAAAGUCAAGCUGAUUUUGACUUUUUCAGAGAUGACAAAAUCACUACUUGAUCCUACCCCACCAUCUGAAGGUACUGUAAUUCUACUAAUUUUUAAAGUCAUUUAA